This is a messenger RNA of Orycteropus afer afer, 732 nucleotides long. The record is from RefSeq and is a predicted model, not a curated record. NCBI's taxonomy places the organism in Eukaryota, Metazoa, Chordata, Mammalia, Tubulidentata, Orycteropodidae.
CCACUGACCGGUAGGGCCUGGCUGGGGUCCUCGCCCGCCAUGUACUGCACACGCACGGCGAGAUUGCGCACGGAGCCCUGGCGGCUGCUGAAGUUAAGGCUGUUGGCACUGUGGCACUGCCCCAGACCCUCAGCCAUGCCCAUGCUCGCUCUGUGCCUGCUGUGGACGCUAGCAACGGCUGCCUGGCCUAUCCUAGCAGCCCCCGUGGGCAGCCCCGAGCCAGCACAGCAUGAAGAACUGACCUUGCUCUUCCAUGGAGCCCUGCAGCUGGGCCAGGCCCUCAACGGUGUGUACAAGACCACAGAGACACAGCUGACAGAGGCCAGGCACAGCCUGAGCCUCUAUGACCACGCACUGGGACUCCUGAAGCAGGAAGUCAGCCAGGGACGGGCCGAGGCCCAGGGACUGCACACAAGCCUCUUGGAGAUACAGACGGAGGAGAACGCUCUGCAGCUGCAGGCUGAAGCCAUGGCACAGGUGCUGGGAGAGGUAGCCCAGAGACAGCAGGUGCUACGGGACAGAGUACGGCAGCUACAGGCCCAGCUGCAGGGCGCCCGGCUGGGCCGGGCCCACCAUGAAUUUGAGGCCUUAAAGGCCCGUGCUGACGAGCAGAGUCAUGUUGUGUGGACCCUCGCGGGGCACGUGCAGCGACAGAGGCAGGAGAUGGUGACACACCAGCAAAGGCUGAGACAGAUCCAGGAGCGACUCCACACAGCAGCGCUCCCAGCCUGA